UCGUUCUGUGCAUCGAAACUACGUAAAUGGAGAACUUGCUUUUUUUCUGUUUGCAAGGACAAAAGAGAAGAGGAAAAAGCCCUCAGUGUUCUCAUGAUAUGAGAUUUAAAAUGAAGCUGCAGUGUCUGUUCCUUCUUUCAUUAGAUGUUUCCGGAUGCAUCGGCCUGCAGAUGGUCCAUGAGUUUGAUGACAUUAACCUGAGACUUGAGUUCCCGCCACUUUACAGAGGAUAUGUCAAGUCGUGCUGCAAGGUGUAUUCAAACGGGUGUCAAACCCUCCUGGACAAUACAGGCUACACCGCUGACUUCCUGAGAGGAAGAGUGAGCUUCACCGAGACAAACAGCUGGAUUGAGUUCAAAGUGGCUCAGGCGCAGACGGCAGAUGAAGGCUACUACAGAUGUGUGCUGCUGGGCGCUCCUGCCUACGUUUACGCGGAUCAGUGGGUUUACGUCAUUGGCAUCUCAGCUGACCAGGACAAGCAGUACCGGACCCCGUUGCCGACCAUAACCGAGAGCCCGGAGUUGACCGGGACUCAAAUGGCACAAGUGACCAGUGACCAUUUCAUAAGCAGAACCAUUUGGACUUUUGCCACCCUCGCCGCCAUCAUUAUGAUUGUUGUUGUUGCCUCAGUGAUCGGAGCGCUUUGCUUCAGAAGCAAAACCAAAUCCAAACACUUGGGCAAGUGUGCAAAAGGUCCGCCUGAGUCAUCCAAAGAAGACGCCAUAGAGACGUCUGACGUCAUCUACACGACAGUAGACUUCCCAAGUGAGCUGUACGUCACGGGAGCACCUGAUGCUGGUGUGGUAGAGUACUCUGUACUCGCUGUCCACCGGUGAAUGUGCUUGCAACCGCAAGGGGCAACGUUAGGACUUUACAUAUACUAUGUAAAAUUGACUUUUGAUUGUAUUUGUAUCCAAGAUUGUGUACCAACCCACCAAGUGGGGAAAUUAAACACCCAAGUCAUUUUUAUUGUGCCCUGACCAUUUGAAAAAAUGAUUGCUAUAAAGGUGUGGCUAAUUGAUCACCAGUAUUAGUGACAAUUAUCUUUAGCUAAUAGCAUCAUCAGCGUUAGUUUGUGAUAAUGUUCAAAAAGAGUACGCAACAAGAGUAAAUUGUUGCAUUAAAUUAACAUUUUUCCCCCAAAUUAGUUCUUUAAAAACAAAUUAAUAUUAAUUAUUUAAAUUAAUUAAUAUGGCUUCAAAAUCCCAAUGUUUACCAUUGUAUAAUAACAGCCAUCCACCAUGCAAAACAUUUUUGAUGUGAAGAUGUUUUUGUUAGUUUUCAGGGAUGUUUUCCGGUUACCAAUGUUUUAUUUCAGUUGAUCUCUGAAAUAACUUUUUUUUAAUCUUUUGGAUAUAUUGACUUUAGCAGGCAGGCUAAUUCCAGUUUAAAGACUAAAGAAAGAAUUUGUGUGCUUAUCGUUCACUGUGAGACCUUUUCACAAUCUAAGCUCUGUUAUCAUGUCAUCUUUUUUCUUCUUUGAGUCUGGUUACUGGCUACGAGACAGCCGCUCGAUAUUUUAUUCUUAGUCCAAGCUUUUGCCUGUUUUUCAAAAAUCCAAUAGAUUCAAUAGUGGAUUGAGUGUCACGUCUGUGACAUUUGAGUGCAACAAUGACAAGCCAGAUAAAGAUCAUUAUUUGCUCUCACUUCACUGAUAAAAUCGGACACACUGUAUGACAUUCAUGACAAAAACGGAGGGACCGUUCCUAGCCUCAAGUGGUUUACAGAAUCAUUGUUUUGACGUAUAUUUGAGUGAUUUUCGUCACAGUUUUGUAGCAUUUAUGGGUGAUUGACGCUAUGCUAACUGAUCAAGAACAAGUCUAGCUAUAUAAUAAAAAGAAAAAUGUU
Messenger RNA from Syngnathus acus (greater pipefish), 1848 nucleotides. RefSeq lists its product as uncharacterized. Lineage: Eukaryota; Metazoa; Chordata; Actinopteri; Syngnathiformes; Syngnathidae. The transcript has 6 exons. The record is from RefSeq and is a predicted model, not a curated record. Bases 27 to 836 code for a protein of 269 amino acids.